AUGGACGAGCAUAAUAAUAUAAACAACGGUUAUGUCGGAAUCAAUAACACCGUCCAUCAACCGGAAAGCCUCGAUUCUAAUCCUCCGGUUCCAUUAGAUACCAAUUUGCACACCCAAUCUCAUAUUCAAAGUUUCCGGCCUUAUGCCACCUCAUUUUCUCUCGAAGAUAUGCCGUAUAUUAAUACCAAUCCUCCAAGUCAAACGACUGUUAAUUUGCCCCAACCUAUUCAACAUGUCCGUACUCCUGACAUUUUCCUACCUUUCAGUGGUAGUGUUGAUAUGACGUCUAUUAAUACCGUUGACUACAGAAAUGCUGGAAAUCGUACAACAUCGUAUCAAGCUGAUCCCUCGGAUUCUUAUUACCACCCGGGCGUUGGCAUACGAUUGACCGAACAAGACAUGAACUGUCGUUGUCCACUCUGUGGUUCGUCCAACGGACAUUUUGAUACGAUUGACAGUCAAUUUGUUACAUAUACUCUUGCGCCAAUGCGCGCGCAAGCAUCCGACAACACUAACUUAUUCAACGAGACCGCGAGCCUCGAAUAUGUGGUUAUAAGAGAAGUACGAGUUCAAUCAGUGUUGGGCAGAGUACCUGCUGCUAGCAUCGGCGAAAUGUCGGCUUUAACUCAAAUGUGA
This is a messenger RNA of Paraglomus occultum, 636 nucleotides long. Lineage: Eukaryota; Fungi; Glomeromycota; Glomeromycetes; Paraglomerales; Paraglomeraceae. The record is from the annotation of a GenBank genome assembly.